Lathyrus oleraceus (garden pea) is the source of this 3453-nucleotide messenger RNA. RefSeq names its product E3 ubiquitin-protein ligase JMJ24. Gene Ontology annotation, molecular function: chromatin DNA binding; transcription coregulator activity; histone H3K9 demethylase activity. Gene Ontology annotation, biological process: regulation of transcription by RNA polymerase II. Bases 349 to 3108 code for a protein of 919 amino acids. Lineage: Eukaryota; Viridiplantae; Streptophyta; Magnoliopsida; Fabales; Fabaceae. Gene Ontology annotation, cellular component: chromatin; histone deacetylase complex. The transcript has 14 exons. The record is from RefSeq and is a predicted model, not a curated record.
GCACACCCACUCACUAAUCACUAAACGGUCCUAAUACUGCAGGAGCAAGAAUGGUGACGCUUUCACUUACAGCAACCUUCCUUAUCACACCCAACUCUCUGCAUUGCAACACUAAAACGACGUCGCAUCUCCAACAUAAAAAUUUCCCAUUGUUUACACCGUAACAAAAACUAACAAUCACGUUCCUCCAACAAAUUAGGGUUUCUUUCUCUCACUCUCUAUCGUGCUUCGUUCAUGGUAACAGUUAGGGUUUAGUUCACUCACUCAAUUCACAACACAGUGAGUUAAUUGAUUAUUUUUAUCCUCAAUUCAAUUGUGAGAUUCUUGUUCAGAGUGUGAGAAAAAGGAAUGGAUCACGCGAGAUCGAACAACAUCGAUGAGAAUGUAGGAAUUCCAGACGAUUUGCGUUGCAAGAGGUCGGACGGGAAACAAUGGCGAUGCACGGCGAUGUCAAUGCCGGAUAAGACAGUUUGCGAGAAGCAUUACAUUCAAGCGAAGAAAAGAGCAGCGAAUUCCGCCAUGAGAGCUAAUCUCAAGAAAGCGAAAACAUAUCCUGACUCUGAUGUUUAUUUGGAGAGUAAAAGUGAUGAUUUCGAUGCUCCUCUUUCUACUGCAUUUAAUAAUCCCCGUUCUUCUUCCUCUGGGAAGAAGCUAUUUGAUAAGGUUUCGAAGAAUCAGUUUCGGUAUACUCCUGAGGGUGCUGACACAACAAGGGGCUCUUCUUCCCGUCGUGAUUCCAAGCUUGGUGAGGGUGAUGAUUCCCCUGAUCACGCCGAUGAUGAGGAUGCUGUUCUGUAUGAAGAGAAUUGGGUCUCUAAUGAUUCCCCACCUGCUUCGGGUGAUGAAUCUGCUGGGAAAAUGCCGCAAGGGAGCCUUGAUGCCAAUGCUACUACUGAAUAUUCUGACGGAACCUCGGAUUCUUCUCAAGAGACUGGCGGGCAGACUUGUCAUCAGUGCAGGAAGAAUGUUAGAGAUAGAGUUACUUGGUGCCUUAAGUGUGAUAGAAGAGGAUAUUGUGAUAGCUGUAUAUCAACUUGGUAUUCUAACAUUUCGUUGGAUGAAAUUCAGAGGCUAUGUCCUGCAUGCCGUGGUAUAUGCAAUUGUAAAAUUUGCUUACGUAAUGAUAAUUCAAUAAAGGUUCGGAUACGUGAGAUACCUGUAAUGGAUAAGUUACAGUAUCUUCACUUGUUGCUCUCAUCGGUGCUUCCCGUGGUAAAGCAGAUUCACCACGAACAAUGUUUUGAAGUUGAACUUGAAAAGAAGUUGCGUGGUGCUGAAAUAGAUCUUCCAAGGACAAAAUUGAAUGCUGAUGAGCAGAUGUGCUGCAAUUUAUGCCGGAUACCUAUCACUGAUUAUCAUCGACGCUGUCCAAGUUGUUCAUAUGAUUUGUGCCUUAUUUGUUGCCGAGAUCUUCGGGAAGCCACUGUACAUCAGAGUAAAGAACCUCAAACAGAGCAAGCAAGAAUUACUGAUCAAAACAUAUUAAGCAAGUUUCCUCACUGGAGAUCCAAUGACAAUGGAAGUGUUCCAUGCCCCCCUAAGGAGUAUGGUGGUUGUGGAUAUUCAUCCUUAAAUUUAAGUCGGAUUUUCAAGAUGAACUGGGUUGCAAAAUUAAUAAAAAAUGUAGAAGAAAUGGUUAGUGGAUGUAAAAUGAGUGAUGCUGAUGGUCCACCAAAAACAGGAUUGAAUACUCUCAGGCUUUGCCAAUAUUCUCAAAGAGAGGCUAGCAAUGAUAAUUAUCUUUAUUGUCCAACAUCGGAAGAUCUCAAAACUGAUGGCAUUGGCAUGUUUAGAAUGCAUUGGAAAACUGGUGAGCCCAUUAUCGUAAAGCAAGUAUUUGAUAGGUCAUCAAUUUCAAGCUGGGACCCAUUGGUCAUAUGGAGAGGGAUUCUAGAGACUACAGAUGCAAAUAUGAAAGAUGAUAACCGAAUGGUUAAGGCCAUAGAUUGCUUAGAUGGGUCUGAGGUUGAUAUCGAGCUUGGUCAGUUCAUGAAAGGAUAUACUGAGGGGCGUAUUCUUGAAAAUGGUUGGCCACAAAUAUUGAAGCUGAAAGAUUGGCCUUCACCUAGAGCAUCUGAAGAAUUUCUUUUGUACCAAAGACCUGAGUUUAUCAGCAAGCUGCCUUUACUUCAGUAUAUUCACUCGAAGUGGGGCCUUCUUAAUGUUGCAGCUAAGUUGCCUCAUUACUCCUUGCAGAAUGAUGUAGGACCCAAGAUCUAUAUAUCUUACGGGAUUAAUGGUGAACUUGGCAGAGGUGAUUCUGUGACAAAACUCCACUUCAAUAUGCGUGACAUGGUGUACCUUUUGGUCCAUACAAGUGAAGUGAAGCUGAAGGACUGGCAGAGAACAAAAAUUGAAAUGAUGCAGAAACCACAUAUAUGUUCAAGAGGGAGUUCACCUGAUUCAGCCCUUUGUACAAAAAUUAAUGGACUGGAUUUGGAAUCAGACCAGAAAGAUUCAACCAUGGAUCAAGGGUAUGAAGUUUAUCCUAGUGCUGAAGGAAAUAUGGUCAAUUGUGAAAUUCCAUUAAGACAAAAUGGAGUCACCUCUGAGAUAACACAUCCUGGAGUUCUUUGGGAUGUCUUUCGUCGGCAGGAUGUUCCAAAGGUGACUGAAUAUUUGAAAAUGCAUUGGAAGGAAUUCGGGAAGUCAGAUGAUAUAGUUACAUGGCCUCUUUAUGGUGGAGCUGUUUUUCUUGACGGACUCCAUAAAAGAAAGUUGAAGGAAGAAUUUGGAGUGGAGCCGUGGUCAUUUGAACAGAAUUUGGGGGAAGCUAUAUUUGUUCCUGCUGGUUGCCCUUUUCAAGCAAGAAAUGUUCAGUCCACAGUUCAAUUGGGCCUUGAUUUCUUAUCUCCUGAAAGCCUGGGGGAGGCUGUAAGAUUGGCAGAGGAAGUUCGCCGUUUACCUAAUGAACAUGACGCAAAGCUUCAAGUUUUGGAGGUUGGGAAGAUAUCUCUCUAUGCCGCAAGUUCAGCAAUCAAAGAAGUACAGAAACUUGUACUUGACCCAAAACUUGGCGGAGAGAUUGAAUAUGGAGACCCUAAUUUGACUGAAAUGGUUUCUGAGAACUACGAGAAGAUGUCUAAAACACACGCACACAUUCUCUAACACACAGCACACAAUUGACUGAUACUUGGUGGAGAGAUUGGAUAUGGAGACCCUAAUUUGACUGCAAUGGUUUCUGAGAACUACGAGAAGAUGUCUAAACGGAGGCAAAUUACUUGUGCAUAAAGAGCUGUUAUGUACAGUAAUUAUAUUUUAGCAGUAUGUUGCAGAUUGGUAUGUUUCAGUAUAGUAGAUCAAAUACGUAGAUAAUGAAUGUGUAUAAUAGUUACCGACAAAAGAGAUAGAAUCAUGCUGUAAUGAGAGAUGUCAGAUCUGUAUUUUAUUUCAGAAAGUGGAAUAGAAACAUGUAAUUUAGUAAAUAUAUAUGAAGUCACAAAUUUAUUACUA